GGUAUUGUGGGUAAUCUGUCGAGCGGGAAGUCGGCCCUGGUCCACCGGUACCUGACAGGCACGUACGUGCAGGAGGAGUCCCCUGAAGGUAAGAGACAGACCCUGCUGCUUAAAUCCUGAGGGAGGAGAGAGCCGUCACAUGUUCAAAAAAGCUAAAAGGUUUUCAACUUGUCAGUCAACACAUGAACGCAUCACUUGAGGCAGAGCUGUCUGUUCCUUCUUAUAGCUGUGAUGGUAUCUCGCUAAUCUAGUCCAUCUACUGGCCCUGCUGCGUCAUAAAUGUAAAUGUCAUUUGAGAUCUUUAUAAUAAUUCAUAAAGGCUUAUAAAGUUAUUUUAAGGUUUUACCAGGUUAUUGGCUGUCCGAAACCUGUUGAAAUACCACCUGGAAUGAUCAAUUGGCAAGACAAUCUGUAUUUUGGUUGAUGUUAUUCUAGCUGGGGAUAGAUACGGACAAAGUACAAAGACAGGGCUGGGCUUGAUGUUUACAGUAAGCUGUAUACAAACUCAAUUCAUAAUUAGCAGUUAGUUUGAGUGUUUUCCACAUGGUGUAUGGAGAGAAAAGAGAAACCUGCAUUAUCUUCGCUUAUCAUUAACGGUAAGCCAGGUGUGUUGGUGUAUUUUCUGUUGUUGUUAUUGUUUUGUAUCAGUCGACGCAGUGUCCAAUUUUAUCUCAAACCCAAGGAUGUGGAGAGAGAUGAGUUGGAGAUAAUUGGCUUUUUAUCUGUUAGUAUAAAUUAAUGACAGCUUGAGCAAAUCAUUGUCUAUGAAAGAGAGAGGGCUGCUGCGUUAGAAUGAUAAUUCCCAAACACAUCAAGGUAAAACUAAGACCUGGGCUUAAAGCACUAAAUCCUACUAUAACCCUUCAUUUCAGAGGGAAAGGGGAUUAUAGUUGCUGUCAUGAACAUGAACAGUUUCUGCUUAGGGAGCUGUGAAGCUAUGAACGAGAGGGUUGUGUUUAUUUCUACAGUUGGAGCCCAUUCCCAAACAUUCCACUGUGGCUUCACAGAAUCAAAACUGAAGAAUUCUCCAUUUUGAUUAUCAGGCGGAAAUCAGAAGCGAAGGCUGUCCGAACCCGCAAAGAUGUUGGCAAACCAGAGUCAAAUGACAAUCUUGGACGGGGUUUGGAUGGUUUGUAGUGUCUGUUUUUGUGUAAUUACUGUAUACAGAGGAUGAUGAGACAUGAAGCGCAUAAUGAGUUCCUGGCAUUAAGAUGCUGCUUCACUAAAGGAAAGAAACAAUCCUGAAUGCUUAAUUAGGCCUAGAGAUAUCAAUGACAAAAAUGCUGGAAUGCAAAAACCUGAGUGCUGGUUUUGGUAAUUCUGGAAACAUGUUGUUUCUUCAUUUUAUACAGAUCACUGCAUCAUUGCCGUGAUACAACAUACUGCUCCGUCUCCCAUCAUUAACAGGUGGUAAAGGGUCUCCUUUUAGUCUCAUUCCUAGCACAUUGCUUAGCCCAGACGAAUCAAAUCAAAUCAAAUGUUAUUUGCCACAUGCACCGAAUACAACCGGUGUAGACCUUACAGUGAAGUGUAGACCUUAACCAACUAUGCAGUUUUAAGAAGAAGAAAAAAGAAGUGUUAAGUAAAAAAUAGAUAAGUAAAAAAUAAAAAUAGCAAAUAAUUAAAGAGCAGCAGUAAAAUAAAAGAACAGUAGGGAGGCUAUAUACAGGGGGUACCGGUACAGAGUCAAUGUGCUGGGCACCGGUUAGUCGAUGUAAUUGACGGUAAUAUGUACAUGUGGGUAGAGUUAGAAACUAUCCCUCCUCUGUAGAUUUGAAAGAGGCUACCUCGCUUCUAAGAAGAGUUGGUGGUAGUAGUACUAGUGUUUUCUGUUUGGUCCGUGCCAUUCAUUCACCCAGCAGCUCUACUUUACAGUGUUUUAUUCUACUAUGUUGCUAGUUGCUGUGAUAUCUGAAAAAAGGUAGUAUCGGGACGGGAGGGAGGUGUUGCCAUGGCAACAUCGGAUCUGGUUCUGUUUGAAUUGUGGCUCCGUGUCAAGGUCUCUGAGCAUAUGCAUUCCAUUCUAGAGCUGGAUAUGCCUAUUGCCUACUGCCUGCCCACAAUUUCAGCUACCAUCUCAAAACCUGUGUGUGACUGUGUGUGUGUGUGUUAGACUCAUCUGUAUGUUGAUAGAAAAGCUAUAAACACUCUAUUCAUUAGCCACGUCCAGGCAAAAUUAUUAUACAUUAAUUGCUUGCCUACCCUAAUACAGAUUGAGUGUCUCUCGUUAUUGCUCUACAAUUACUGUAGUUUUGCUUAAUUAGUUUGGCACUGAGAUUCAACAGACGUUCCACAGUACGGAUGGUUUCUCCUCCGACCUCAGGAUAUGUUGUCAAUGCUUGCCUGUGAACAGUCACAGACACUGCCAGGAUGACGUUGAUGUUAUGUAAUCUAAAUGUAGGUCUUUACUUAAAUGCACAUCCAUUUCAUACCAUGGAAACAGAAGAUGCUAUUUGGUAUAACACUCUCAUUAUACCAUUUUCAAGGGCUUCUUAUCAUUUCAUGUGCAGCCGACCUAUUCCAUUUACCUCCUCCAGAAUCAUUUCAAAUUUCCUCUAAGUCUGACCCUUUGAUCCAGAUACAUUCAUUUUCUCAUAAGAUAUGACUAUACUGGGUAUUACUAUGGGUAUCACUUUUCUGACAUUUCCUCUAAAUGGGAAUUUCCUGGCAUAUGGAGACUCAUCAGUCCGAUCAGUGCUCCAAUCUCAGACCUCUGCUACUUCAGUGGAGGAAAGUUGGCUUAGCUUCUGUGAGUCUCUCUCUUUGGAUAUUACACAACUCAACUGAUGUCGGGGAGAAUCCCCCUUCGCCAAAUGGGCUAAAGUGAACUUAAUGGGAGCAAGUGUGGCUCAAGUGGAUCUGUAUUGCAUGUUGGCGCUAGCUAGAACACUGCCUACCUAGCCCUUGAAGACUGCAGGCAGAGCCAGUCGCUGUGACCUCGCUUGCUCUUUUGCAAAGGUGGGAUCUGCACAAACAAAGUGUCAGUUAGAAAGUUCAAAUUCAGUUGUGAAACUGUUAUGAACUCCCCAUAUUCUCUCCCUCUUAUUACAUAAUGCUGUAACAGAUAACACGGCGGAUUAUGAAAUAUCUGGUGUUGCCGCAGCGGUAGAUAUUUCAUUUAUGUCUGUAGUUUUUCACCCUCAGUAUACUCCUUUUGAUAUAUGUUAAUAUGCCCACUCUUACACCUUUCAUGCAGUCGUACAUUAUUCAAUAUUGUUUGAGACGGCUUGAAGCAGAUAUUCUGCAUUCGAAAAAGCAAGGUUUUAUUUCGCCUAGCUCCCCAACUUUCUCCCUUUAAUAUUUUAAAUCUCUGCAGGAUCUCAAACUAUUCCAAUGUUAUGCAAAAUCCAAUUUAGUGCGAGGUAUUCCCAUCGGUCUGUAUAUUUUAUCUGCAGCCAGCCUUGCCAGAGGCAAGGAAUACGAACAUGCAUUCAAAGAGAUGAGGGGGAAAAAGUCAAGGCUGACUAUAGAAGCUAAUUCUACUAUAUAGCGUCUCUAGUCUCCACUAUCUUGUGGCCAUGAACUACACCAACUUUAGAUUAAAACUUCUCUAUUUUCUUCUAUUAUCUUCCAUCCUCUCCUUCCAUCUCUCUAUCUCAGGCUCCGGGCUACGUCCAUUCUAGGGCUACGUCCAUGCCUUAUCACUUCCUUACAGAAUCCCAAAAUACAUUGUCUGUCUGCUGUGCUGGCUAAUACACUAGCAUGCUAACUUAUAUCUCAUGGAGUUCUGAAUCAGCGAUGGAGACGGAUCUCUAAGCAAGGCUAGCUGGUGGUUAUGUAGUGAAUUUAGGUGGGGGUUCGGGCUGGGUCUACGGCUUGUGGCAGUGCUCUGUGACGGUGUAGUGGAGCAGGUUUUCUCAGCAGCUGUGUGCAUUUAGACAUGCUAAAUGGCAAUUUCCCUGUCUGGUAAUUGACUCUGGAGACCCUGUUUCCUCACCCAGCUUCUGAUUUUUCAUUGAGACAGCGGGGCCAAAUCAAACCACAGUCUAUUCACUGCAAUUUCCCUGUCUGGUAAUUGACUCUGGAGACCCUGUUUCCUCACCCAGCUUCUGAUUUUUCAUUGAGACAGCGGGGCCAAAUCAAACCACAGUCUAUUCACAAUCACAUGCAGGAUGGAUGUCUCCAAACUAUCAUCAAAACCUUAUCAGAAUGGAAAGUAAUCUAUGGGAAGGCCUAAAUCUGACUCAUGCCUAGGCCUACUGGUGUGUGUUGGUGAAAAAUAUUGGUAUUAAUAUUGAAUUUUGGUGAUUUAGCUGUAGCAGAACCAAACAUGUUUUCAGUGACAAUUAGUAGAGUAGCAAGUGCUUUACACCACUUUAGGCCUGAGUUUAGCCCUCUACCUUCAUUUUGCCAACCCCUUCAAUAGGCAGGGUAAAGUAGAUCAAUUCACAUUGGCUGUAUUAAUAAUGAUGAAGCAUGAUUCUAGGCCAUGCACCACCAAAUAAGUCACCCUGACAUUUCUUUCCUCUUCCUCAGGUGGUCGGUUCAAGAAGGAGAUCGUGGUUGAUGGACAGAGCUACCUGCUGCUGAUCAGAGACGAGGGAGGCCCCCCGGAGCUGCAAGUACGUACGCUCAGCUUGCUUUCUAAUCCUGCAUGCCUCAGCACAGCCAAUUAAUAUCACUUAAACUCUGCAAGAUCUCCUCCACAAUAACCAGACAGGAAUUAAUAAACACUUCUCUGUUGGGGAUUCAUUUCGAUGCUGCACAGCACUCCCAUUCUCAGCAGUGCUUCACAGUGCUUUUUACCAAGUCAUUGUGCCUGAGCACUUACCAACAACUAAAUCUAGCUAAAAGCCAUUUUAUAGUGGAAAGACAAAAGAGGCAAACACUAUUGUUAAGCUAGUGGACCCAAUAACCUAGUUGGUAUGGAGCAGCAACAGUUGAGUCAGAGUCAUUUGAUCAAGGAAGAAAAUAUGUGGUAUUUAUUUACAGUGCAGGUGAUGGAGGGAAAACUAGAUCCAGUGGGAGUGUUUAUACAUAAAAUAUGCAGAUAAUGAAAAUGAAUUGGCAAAAAUACUUGGUUGAAAAACAAUGAACUUAAUUGGCCAAUACUGCAAUAACUCAACAGGAGUACAAAGGCAAAUGCACCUUAAACACAGAGCAAAACGCCCAUAAACUCACACAUUUGAGUAUAAACUGUAACAACAUGUUAACUCAAUAACACAACGGUCGCGUUCCCCUGCUCAGACAUUGCAUGCAUCAACCAAUGGUUGCGUGCCCCGUCAUCGACUGUGCCGUCGGGCACCAGAUUGCUAUAACAUAUGAUGAGAUUGGCUGAUACUUAAAAUACCUAUCCAGGUGUUGUAAGAUCUGGCAUGCGUCAGCAAUGCCUGGGCAGAGGAACACGCCCAAUAGCUCUCAUGGAUGAGGAGAACGGUAAUCUGGCAUAAACCAGUCACACCUUUAAAAAGGGUUAGUGCUACCCGGGAUCCUUGGGAUAUCCCUACCCAAACCCUAACCUUAACCCCUACCCUAACCAUAACCCUUACCUAACGUUAAGCCUUACCUUAAUCAUUUUAAAUUUCAACUUCAAUGGGUUAACUUCAGAGUUGGGACAUCCCAAGGAUUCCAAAUAGCACCUACCCAUUUAAAAAGGUAGGCUACAUUCUCAAACAACACUAACACACUUAAAAUGCAAUACUAUUGCAAUCAUUUUCAUAACAAUGGUCAAUACUUUACACGUUAUUGAAAACAAAGAUAAAGUAUGCUGAAACAUGAGCGUUUACAAUCAACUUUGGAAACACCCCACCCCUUAAACGAGAUAAACCAUAAAACCUAAUGAGAGGCGAGCCACCUGUGCAUUUAAAGGUGGGAACUUCCCGAUGCGCUCACCUACUAGGAGGAGGAGCCAGUUCACAGCACUGGUGAGCAGAACCACUGAGGUAGAAAGAACUGGAGACUGCGUUCAAGAUGUCCGACCGUUGUUUUCAAGGUAAUCUACUCGUGUUCGUAUACGCCAAUUCAUGGACUGUCUAUAUCCGGGUUGCAUCCGGUUUACACGGACCAACAUCACAUGCGCACCAGCACUCAGUGUGCACAGGGAGCAUCAACAACGUCAUCACGUCAUCCAAAAACAUGGCAGACAUAUUUUCGACUGAGUUACAAUUAUUUGAAUCAUUCAAUGGAUGUUUUGUGCACAAAGGUGAUGACUAAAGUGUCUUAUUAGGAUUUUUCUCGUUGUGGCAGUCUAUGGAAUUUGACUUUCUGGGCCAGGCAUCAGUUAAACUGCAUUACCGAAGCAAGACUAUAGGAGCAGUCGAAACCGUGCUUCUAGACCAGAACCCUUGCCCUUGAGUAGAACAUGUUGGCGUUAGCUUCGUAUUACCAGACUGAUGACUGCUACCGUACAGCAAAUGAUUUAUGUGAAAUGUGCUGCAUGGUCAAUCUGACAGUCUGCAUUGGCCAUGCAGCAUUUAUGGUGAUACGGCCUCUGCAGAAGUCAGGGCAUUCAUACUACUUGCGCUUCGCGGCGCAGCGCAGAGCUGUUGUGAAGGAAGUUGUCAAGGAAGUGAGUUUGUGUUUUAUACAGGACCUCCCGCCCUCACCUAACGUCAACCAAUAAUGUCAAUGCGGAGCUAUAUGGAGCCCUCCACAUUGUUACUAAAUUUGGUAGGCGCACGGCGAUGCGGUAAGGAGCUCAAUUUGGCCUCUGCGUGCAUCUGGAGGCUCCGCAAUUGCGUCACACCCUCCAAAUGGAGCCUCGGACCACAUUCGAAUCAAGCAUAAAUUGGCUUUGAGUUUGAGAAAUCCGGCUGGCUCGCGAAGCUAGGUUGGCGUUACCAAACCAAUGAAAUACGAAGCUAAACAUUUCUAAAAUAAAUAUGGUUACCAGACUAUAGCGUUUGUUCUUUAUAUGAUACAAAGAACAAUGUCUGAUAGGACCAGCGAUAGCAUAUUUAGGUUAGCAAGCAAUGUUUGACAAACAAUUAGUCUGUAUGAAGACGUCACAGCUCUCAUUGGUAUGGAGGAGGGUACAGGAGCACAUAUAUCUGCCUUCACCAUAAAAUGUGCCUCUAUGCCAGGUACUCAUUCAGUAAUUAGGGAAAACAUGGUGUGGUGAUGCUCUUGGCUGAGCCAUUUCAUGUCUGUCUCUGUCUGGAGGCCUCAUUUUCUUAUUUUUUGGAAUCUCUAUGGAGAGGCCUUGGAGUGAAAGCAUCCUGGCGCUCCAACCCCUCCAUUGGGGUAUUUGUGAUGAUGAAACAGUCAUUGAUACCUGCCCUGCCUGGCUUAGCAAGGUUGGCUCACAGGCAGAGUUAUGCUAGCAUUAUGCUAAUGUUGCUCCCAGUCCCAGAGAUGGGAAUGGAAAUGACUGUAGCUCUGUUCCUAGCUGGGAGUAAUUAGCGCAGCAUAAUUAAAGGCCUUCAUUACAUUCCCACUCAAUGGAGGCUCAACUGAAGCUGUGACUCUGAACUGAAAGCUCGAUCUCCCCAUCGUUUCUAGACCUGGGAUCAAAUACUAUUUGAAAUCUUCCAAAAUACGUUUAGUGUUUGCUUUAUGGAGUUUUUAUGGUGUUUACCUGCCUGGAGUGCCAGGUGGGCGGGGUUUGUUCUUUUGUGACUAUUCUAUUCUAGCACAGAUACAGUAUUUUAAAUUAUUUCAAAUAGUAUUCAAACCCAUGUCUGAUUCAUUCCAUAGAUAUGAAUGCUGCUGAAUGACUAAAUGGAGGGAGGAGGUGGAGGCGAAGGUUGUUACACUGUUAGCGCUUGGGCUCUCUCUCCUCCUUAACCACUUUCUCAGAAGCAAUUGUGAUUAUGAUUACCUUAUUCUGCUGCCCAAGGGAAACCUCUUCCUUUCUUCUCUCCCUGGUGAUGCACUCAGAGAUUAGGUUUGUGGAAUGGUGCAGGGGAAAACAGGUUCCACCUUCCGAUAACAUGGGACUCAGGGUUGUAAUAGCCAUAUUUGAGAUUUCAUUGAUAUUCCCCCUAGUAACUGGUGACACAGGCAUUACAAUAACACAGGCCCUGUCAUUACAAUGAUGUUGCUACACUGCCCUCUCCUGCACAAAUAUGGAACUGAAGCCACUCCCAUAAAAAUAUAAAAUGGGAAUUGUUUUGCAUGCACAGGAGGUUGGUGGCACCUUAAUUGGGGAGAACGGGCUUGUGGUAAUGGCUGGAGCGGAAUCUGUGGUAUGGUAUCAAAUUAAUCAAACACAUGGUUUUCAAGUGUUUGAUGCCAUUCCAUUUUUGCCGUUCCGGUCAUUAUUAUGAGCCGCUCAGCAUAAUAAUAAUAAUAAUAAUAAUAAUAAUAAUAAUAAUGAGUCGGACAGAGUAAUGCAUAUUUCAAGGCUGUUACAAAGGUGAACUUUAUUCAUUAAGGUUCACUUGUUUAUUACGUUGACAUUAAAUUGCUGUGGUUAUUAAUUCAAAAAACAAUCAGUGGAUUUAUCAUAUAAUUAUGUUUCAGGUGGUUCUGGUUCUCCAUGAUUAAUUGAUUGCAAUUCAUUUUUAUGUGAACAACUCAGUAGGGCUAGAUUUAUUUUAGUGUGAAAGACCUCAUUAUAAACACCUAUAUCUCUUCUAUUCUCACAAACUGGUUCUCUCUUUUACAUGAAAAAUAAAUAAACAAGUGAAGCCGCUCCGGUUACCCGAUCCCCCUUGGCCACACACUCAGGUCCUCCCAGAUCCAGACAGUGCCACCCACCCAAAUACGCACGCACGCACACACACACACGCACAAACACACACACACACACACGCACAAACACACACACACACACACACACACACACACACACACACACACACACACACACACACAUACACACACAUUCAGUAUGUUGGUGGUUUUUUAUGUGUUGAAUCCUCUCAAACCUGUUGCUGUGUUCUGUCUGUGUGUCCCCUCCAGUUUGCAGCGUGGGUAGACGCUGUGGUUUUUGUCUUCAGUCUGGAGGAUGAGAUCAGUUUCCAGACGGUCUACAACUACUUCCUGCGUCUGUCUAGCUACAGGAACACAGCAGAGGUCCCCAUGGUCCUGGUCGGGACACAAGGUAUUUAUUUUGAACUUUGAUUUUAACUAGCAAGUCCCUUAUUUGGAUUGUUAGCUCCAUCCCAUAGAUAUUAGGCAAUAGUGGUAGUUUGUGGGUUAGAGGUAGCCAGUUCUUACCAUACACCUGACAAAUAUAGACAUAAAGAUGUAAGUAGACUGUGAGUUUUUCCUCACCCUGACUUUGUGCCCUGACCAGGAAGAACUCUGGGCCUUAGUUUUAGCAUAGACUUGAGACUAGUGUGGAUUUUCACACACAGUGCAUUUGGAAAGUAUUCAGACCCCUUGACUUUUUCCACAUUUUGUUACGUUACAGCCUUAUUCCAAAAUGGAUUAAAUUUCAUUUUUUCCUCAUCAAUCUACACACAAUACCCCAUAAUGACGAAGCAAAAACUGGUUUUGAGAAUAUUUUGCAAAUGUAUUACAAAUUAAAAACAGAUGCCUUAUUUAUAUAAGUAUUCAGACCCUUUGAGGGUCGAAAUUGAGCUAAGGUGCAUUUUGUUUCCAUUGAUCAUCCUUGAUAUGUUUUUACAACUUGAUUGGAGUCCACUUGUGGUAAGUUCAAUUGGAUUGGACAUGAUUUGGAAAGGCACACACCUAUCUAUAUAAGGUCCCACAGUUGACAGUGCAUGUCAUAGCAAAAACCGAGCCAUGAGUUCAAAGGAGUUGCCCGUAGAGCUCCGAUACAGGAUUGUGUCGAGGCACAGAUCUGGGGAAGGGUACCAAAACAUUUCUGCAGCAUUGAAGGGCCCCAAGAACACAGUGGCCUCCUCCAUUCUUAAAUGGAAGAUGUUUGGAACCACCAAGACUCUUCCUAGAGCUGGUCUCCUGGCCAAACUGAGCAAUCGGGCGAGAAGGGCCUUGGUCAGGGAGGUGACCAAGAACCCAAUGGUCACUCUGACAGAGCUCCAGAGUUCCUCUGUGGAGAUGGGAGAACCUUCCAGAAGGACAACCAUCUCUGCAGCACUCCACCAAUCAGGCCUUCAUGGUAGAGUGGCCAGACGGAAGCCACUCCUCAGUAAAAGGCACAUAACAGCCCACUUGGAGUUUGCCAAAAGGUACCUAAAGGACUCUCAGACCAUGAGAAACAAGAUUCUCUGGUCUGAUGAAACCAAGAUUGAACUCUUUGGCCUGAAUGCCAAACGUCACGUCUGGUGGAAACCUGGCACCAUCCCUACGGUGAAGCAUGGUGGUGGCAGCAUCAUGCCGUGGGGAUGUUUUUCAGCGGCAGGGACUGGGAGACUAGUGAGGAUCGAGGAAAAGAUGAACAGCGCAAAGUACAGAGAUCCUUGAUGAAAACCUGCUCCAGAGCGCUCAGGACCUCAGACUGGGGUGAAGGUUCACCUUCUAACAGGACAACGACCCUAAACACACAGCCAAGACAACGCAGGAGUGGCUUCGUGAACAAGUCUCUGAAUGUCCUUGAGUGGCCCAGCAAGAGCCCGGACUUGAACUCUAUCGAACAUCUCUGGAGAGUCCUGAAAAUAGCUGUGCAGCGACGCUCCCCAUCCAACCUGAUAGAGCUUGAGAGGAUCUGCAGAGAAGAAUGGAGAAACUCCCCAAAUACAGGUGUGCCAAGCUUGUAGCGUCAUACCCAAGAAGACUCAAGGCUGUAAUUGCUGCCAAUGUGCUUCAACAAAGUACUGAGUAAAGGGUCUGAAUACUUUUUUAUUUGUAUUACAUUUGAAAAAAACCAACAUGUUUUUACUUUGUCAUUAUGGGGUAUUGUGUGCAGAUUGAUGAGGCAAAAAAAACUAUUUAAUCCAUUUUAGAAUAAGGCUGUAACGUAACAAAAUGUGGAAAAGUCAAGGGGUCUGAAUACUUUCCGAAUGCACUGUACAUCAUCCCCCAAAUGGAAUUUUCUCAGAACAAUAUUACAUUGUUGUUGGUGCUUUUUGUCCUUCCCCAGAUGCCAUCAGUGCUGCCAACCCCAGAGUGAUCGAUGACUCGCGGGCCAGGAAGCUGUCCAACGACCUGAAGCGUUCCACCUACUACGAGACCUGCUCCACCUACGGCCUCAAUGUGGAGAGAGUCUUCCAAGAUGGUAAGGGCUGAGGCAUUAAUUAACUAAUGAAUCUCCCCUUGAUAAGCUGAAGGAGAUAUGUCAGUGCUGGGCUGGGACUAGAAUGUGGAACCCUGUGGAUCCCUGCGAUCAGGAUUACAAUAUAAUGGUCUACAGUGUACCAUUGUAUAGGCCGACGUCCGCCCAUAGUGUUUCUACUGCUAUCCAGUAUCCAACCUUCCCUAGUAGAUGCUUGAGCCAUUCAUGUUAUAUAUUGAAUGAGAAUGUGAUGUCAAUGGAAAGGCUAUUGGUAAGAAAUAUAUAAUGGGGAGAAAGAUAUGACUAUUUUCAACACAGUGCCAAUAGCCAAGAAGAAACGUAUGUCUGCUUUAAGAGAGAGAAAAGUGUGUGUUCAAGGAGAAAACAUCUCUGAACUUAUGACAACCUUCAUUUGAACACAACAACAUCCUGUCCUGAUUACCACAGUACAAUACCCUGCUGGGUUCAGGACAUCUUUUUAACAACAACUUUUAAACAGUCCCCAAACAUUCUCUUUACCAAACUUUAUGAAUACAUAACGCAGCUUUCACUUUCUCCUUUCAUUGUUUGUUGACGCACAGAGCCUUGCAGUCUCCAAGCUGUAUUAAUUGCUUGCUUUUAAAUAAUUGAAAGACGUGAAAGUGUUUGGUGUCUGGAGAUCGAGCGGCUCCUCCAUUCCAUUUUUUCCAUGCUACUUUAGCCAUCAAUACCAAUACACUCCCCAGAUGUCAGACAGACUUAAACUCUUCUCUCUCCCUCGGCCCUCAUUCACGUCAUGCAGAAUAACAGAUCCCGCUCCUGCUGGAGUCUACAGCGAAGUGAUGGGUGGCUGCCUACGCUGUUUGCAUGGCCAAUCAGGUCCCUCUGUACUACACAAGGCUCAUUUGGUUAAAUUCACACCACAGAUCUCCCUGGGCUUAAGACAGGCUCAUUUCUCUGAACAACAUAUGGCAGGAGUAUUUUCCCUUGGAAAUGGAGAUGCUUUGUAUCUCUGGAGAACUGUAUAAGGUUAAUCUCUCCAUAUGUAACGUAUUACCUGAUUGAAAAGAGAAUUGCUCUGAAGUGGUUAAUAUCAGUGGACUUGUUGAUAUUAGAGUUUACAUUGUGAAGAUAUAUACUUAUCCUGAAAGUCAUUGUAAUUCAUAACAGAGUCGUCGACACUUGUUGUGUUUGAUUCCUAACCCUCUGUCUCUCUUUCUCUCCCACCAGUCGCCCAGAAGGUGGUGGCUCUGAGGAAAAAGCAGCAGCUGUCUAUUGGUCCGUGCAAGUCCCUUCCCAACUCGCCUAGCCACUCAUCAGUCCCCAACGCAUCCAUCCCCUCUGUGCAUAUUAACCAGGUGAGGCCACACCCCCUGCCAGAAUAUUUCUAACUAGGGCCAGGAGUUUUUCCUGACCACAUGACCUGACCAGGGAAAACUCAGGGCCCUAGUUUUAGGAUAUUACUUGUCAGGUUACGUGGUCAGGAAAAACGAUGAGCUUCUUCUGUGCAAUUGGUACAUGCAGCAAGACGUAGGCUGGACACUACUGAAAAUACAGGGCGUACAGUAGCCUACAUAAACUAUAUAUUAUGAUUCAGCUUUCCCAGAUCCUACCUUCUUUAACUGACUAGUUUGUUCUCUCUCCCUCUCCCUCUCCCUCUCCCGCUCUCUCCAUCUUUGUCCCUCCUCUUCCAGGCGGCGAAUGGCGGGGGUGCGUUUAGCGACUACUCCUCCUCUGUGCCCUCCACUCCCAGCAUCAGCCAGAGGGAGAUGCGCAUUGAGACCAUCGCCGCCUCCAACACGCCCACACCCAUCCGCAAGCAGUCCAAGCGCCGCUCCAACAUCUUCACAGUAAGUAUGCGGCAGCUGAUGCAGAGCAACACCCACUCGCACUACUAGAGGGCGCAGUACCGCGCACACACACUGUCCAUCAGAGGGAGACAAAGACAAAGCCGCCCUCUUCCUGGCUGUAUCAGAUACAGGCACAACAAGCCUUCCUGGUUUACUCCUUAUACAAGCAACAAAAAUGGGCAAAGGAGAAAAAAAUGAUAAGGAUAACAGUUGCUGGUUGCCCCCUGGGUUGUAUUUUGAACCCAUACUAUGAAAAAAAUGCUUCAUUUCUUUUUCUUUUUUUCUUAUUUUAAAGCAAAUAUCAAAGCUAGAAGCACUGUGGAAAAAUAUCUCAGCUUUUUAAAACCUUUUUUAUGUUGGUAACAUUUCCCUUUCCUUUCCAAUUGAAAGUAAAUGCGCAUGAGUUACUCAUCUUUCACUUAUCCCCUCCUCCUGGCCCCUCUGUCUCAAUCUUUGGCCUUCCUCCCUACCCCUCUUAUUUUUACUAGAUCCUUUCUUUGCAGUGACUCCCUAUUGGGGGAGAGAAAGGGUGAGGCAAGGCUACACCCCACCAAAGACAGCAAUGCAACUUCCCCCCUACCCAGCCACACUAAACUAAAAGUCAGGGACAGACCAUAACCAUUUCAGUCACUACAGAGUCAGAUAAUGCAUGCUCUCCCUCGCUCCCCCCUCCUUCCCUACCUUACUCUAGAUAUCCCUUUUCUAACCUUUGCCCUUACCCCAGAUAUCCCAGCUCUUACCUUUGUCCUCUGGCUCCUAAUCAGUGUACUUACCACAGCUUGCCCUGCUCAACCCUCUUCCAAUUACCCAUACUUCUGAGAGCCGUAGUUAAACCUCUAUCCUUAUUCUAGCUUCUACCUGAAUUGCCCUUAUACAAUCCCGUUGCGCAGCUCGAACCUUCCCUACCUUUGAGACCCUUGCACUAACCGCUGUACUUUCCUCAGCUUCCCUAGCUCCAUCCCAUCCCUUCUAUCCCUCCCUUUCUCUUACCUCUACCCCAGCCUCUCCUGCUCCAACAUACCUCCAUCCCUUCCCCAGGUUCGCUUUUUUGUACCUCUACCUCUCCCUUCUAACCCCAGCCCCCUCACUUCCUCUAACCUCUCCCAUCUCCCCCUACUCCAGCUACUGUGGUAGCCAUUGCGGGGCUCUGGGCAUCAGAGCAGUGCAGAUUGUCUGUCAGUUAGUAGCUCCCCUUGUCUUCUCCCUCCCCCUGCUAGGUAGUGACUAACCCUGUUCACCAGAGACAUGAGCCUCUGCCCGUCCGCAUCAUGGAGAUGCCCAAGCAUGCCACCUAUCCCGUGUGGGUGCCCGACUGGCAGGCUGAGCGGGAGUUUCAGCUCAUGACCUUCUGA
Messenger RNA from Coregonus sp. 'balchen', 14204 nucleotides. The record is from the annotation of a GenBank genome assembly. Lineage: Eukaryota; Metazoa; Chordata; Actinopteri; Salmoniformes; Salmonidae.